Messenger RNA from Pocillopora damicornis (cauliflower coral), 1525 nucleotides. Its product is annotated as thioredoxin domain-containing protein 9. The record is from RefSeq and is a predicted model, not a curated record. Lineage: Eukaryota; Metazoa; Cnidaria; Anthozoa; Scleractinia; Pocilloporidae.
CCCGUCUCUUUGACUUAACUUUAGAUCUUGCUUCAUUUGAACGUAUACAUUUUAGUGUGUGAAAUGGCUGGAAAUAUUGAGCACCAUAUCCAAAAUACCUUGCUACAAGCAACAAAGGUAAUGGAAGAGCAGAUCGAUUCAGAGAUUGAAAAACUGGACCGUAUGACUUCGGACGAAAUGGAAGAGCUUCGUGAAAAACGGUUAGAGCAACUGAAAAAACAAGAGCAGCAAAAACGGGAGUGGCUUCACAAAGGACACGGCCAAUACAACGAGAUUCCGGGAGACAAAGAAUUUUUCAAGGAAACAAAAGACAGUCCCAGAAUCGUUUGCCAUUUCUUUCGCGACAGCACUUUUCGUUGCAAGAUAGUUGACAAGCAUUUGGCACUUUUGGCACCGAAGCACAUUGAAGCAAAAUUUGUCAAAGUGGACGCUGAACGGUGUCAUUUCCUUGUAGAAAGAUUAAACAUUAAAGUCCUGCCGACCAUUCUGCUUAUCAAAGAUGGUAAAUUCCUCGAUCGUAUCGUGGGGUUCGAUGAGUUAGGAGGUCAUGAUGAAUUCAGCACCGCGAUGAUGGAAUGGAGAAUAGCGCGCUCUGGUGUUAUUAAUUACUCUGGGGAUCUGAGUGUACCACCUGAUCAGGCUAACAAGAAAAGUUCCACAACGAUAUUAAAGAAAUCAAUCCGGAGCAGAAGAGAUAUGGACGACGAUGAAGAUUCUGAGGAUGAUGAUUAACUUUAGACCAUUAACACUUUAACUCCCAAGAUCUGAUAGCUAAUUCUCCCCUCAAGCUGUUACAGGUUUCCUUGUACAUAAGUCAGGAGAAUUUGUUGUUAGAUCAAGAUAACAAACUUAAACCCAAUAAAUUUGAGAGUUCUCAUUACCUGGUUGUUGGAUGAUGUAUGGAUAUUUUAGGAAGAAGUUACAUUUAAUCACUUCUUCUCCAUUUUUAUGGUUACUCGCAUGUAAUGGUUUAUCAAUCCAGUCCAUGAUGUAAAUGAAGAAAUUUUAAGGAUGAUGAUUAACCCUAGACUGUUACCAAGCUUGUAUGGUUGCUUAACCCUUUAACUCCCAAGAUCUCAUUAGCAAUUCUCCUUUCUGUCUGCCACACAGUUCUUGUGAUGUUAGUUUGGAGAAUUUGGUAUUGAAUAAACUUAUAAUCCCCUGAUUGAUAUUUUUCUUUAUUCUCAUCACUUGUCUGCUGGAUAUUGUAUUGAUAUUGUAAGGAGAAAUUCUGUUCUGGUCACUCAUGGUAGUGAAAGGGUUAAUAUUUUAUCACUCCAAGAAUUCUUCUAGUUAUGUAUAAAUUGUGUGACUGAUUUCUAUGUAUUUAAAGGAGACUGUUUUUAAAGUGAAUGUGAACUGCCAGAUAUGGAGAAAAUGUGCUAUCACAUGAAACAAAAUAAUAAUCAAGACAGCCUUAGUAGACUUGUUUUCCCAAGUGCCUGCCUUAUUUAUCAACUGUGAGAUCUUGUUUAAGGCAGAGUAUCUGAUGAUUGAGUGCAAUUAAAGCUCAAGUGCAACUGUG